Cynocephalus volans (Philippine flying lemur) is the source of this 3879-nucleotide messenger RNA. It is a transcript of the gene CCNYL1, whose product is annotated as cyclin Y like 1. NCBI's taxonomy places the organism in Eukaryota, Metazoa, Chordata, Mammalia, Dermoptera, Cynocephalidae. The record is from RefSeq and is a predicted model, not a curated record. Gene Ontology annotation, cellular component: plasma membrane. Bases 313 to 1410 code for a protein of 365 amino acids. Gene Ontology annotation, biological process: regulation of cyclin-dependent protein serine/threonine kinase activity; regulation of canonical Wnt signaling pathway. Gene Ontology annotation, molecular function: protein kinase binding; cyclin-dependent protein serine/threonine kinase activator activity. The transcript is spliced from 10 exons.
CGCUUGUUGGGUCCCCACCCCUUAGAAAUAAGCCGGGCUGGUCACCGCCCUCGCACACAAGUCAACUCCGGGGAGGCAGCAUCGGCGCGGCGGCGGGGGUGCAGCCGAGGCUGGAGCCCGGCCCCGGGCUGGGCCCAGGGGCGGGCGGGCGAGCAGCAGGCGAAGCCGAGUCAGCGAACGCGGCACAGCCCCGGCAUAGCCUGGGGCUGCCCGUGCCGGCCGCGCCAUUGUUGGGGGAGGGGACGGCUGCUGAGCAACGAGAAGUCGGGAGCGAGGGAAGGCUCAGGCGGCGGCGAGGAGCGGAGGCGCGCCAUGGGUAACACGCUGAGCUGUUGCGUGUCCCCCAAUGCCAGCCCCAAGCUGGGCAGGCGCUCGGGGCCGGCGGAGGAGGACUACGAGUCUGAGGUCUGUGUGGCUGCGGCCGGGGACACGGUGGCUGUAGCGCCAGCGCCGGCGCCUGCUGCAGGGGAGCCCGCGGAGUUGGAUAUCGGAGCCGGCGAGGGACACCACCUGCAGCACAUCAGCGACAGAGAGAUGCCCGAAGAUUUAGCUUUGGAAUCAAACCCUUCUGACCAUCCAGGGCCAAGCACAAUUUUCCUGAGCAAAUCUCAAACGGAUGUGCGAGAAAAGAGGAAGAGCAGCCAUUUAAACCAUGUAUCUCCAAGGCAGCUUACUAAAAAGUAUAGCUCAUGCUCAACCAUAUUUCUAGAUGACAGCACAGUCAGCCAGCCUAAUCUUAGAACCACAGUAAAAUGUGUGACUUUAGCAAUAUAUUACCACAUAAAGAACAGAGAUGCAGAUAGAUCCCUGGAUAUUUUUGAUGAGCGAUCACAUCCACUCACACGAGAAAAGGUUCCAGAGGAAUACUUUGAGCAUGACCCUGAGCACAAACUUAUUUACAGAUUUGUUCGUACUCUCUUUAGUGCUGCACAGCUAACAGCUGAAUGUGCAAUAGUAACUUUGGUUUACUUAGAAAGGCUUUUAACUUAUGCUGAGAUCGACAUUUGUCCCACUAACUGGAAAAGAAUUGUCUUGGGAGCCAUUCUUCUUGCCUCCAAGGUUUGGGACGAUCAGGCUGUAUGGAAUGUGGACUACUGCCAGAUCCUCAAGGACAUUACAGUUGAGGACAUGAAUGAGAUGGAAAGGCAAUUUUUGGAGCUACUUCAAUUUAAUAUUAAUGUUCCUGCCAGUGUGUAUGCCAAAUACUACUUUGACCUUCGUUCUUUAGCAGAUGACAACAACCUGUGUUUUCUAUUUGCUCCUCUUAGCAAGGAAAGAGCACAGAACCUAGAGGCUAUUUCCAGAUUGUGUGACAACAAAUACAAUGACUUGUGCAGAGCUGCUAUGAGAAGGUCUUUAAGCGCUGAUAAUUUCAUUGGCAUUCAGCACUCUAAAGCCAUCCUCUCUUAAAGGGAGAAAGGAGGGGUUAUAACAUCAUGAAUCCCUCAUCUACAAAGGCUGGAGAAAUAUCACCUCUCCUGCUCAAAAACCAGCAAGUUAGUAUUUUUACCAAAAGGAAAGACAUCGAAUUCAAGAGACUCAUGGACAACGAGGAUUACACUCCAUAGGAAAGAAUGGGACAUUGUCAAUGCAACAACACACUCUUCUGUCCUUUUUAAUGUAAACAGUUACAAGAACCACUCCAAAGCAAAAGCUCCCAACCCACACACAGAUAUUGCAGGUCAAUAGCUGUGAACUAUGUGAGGUUUUUUAAAUUAAUUGUUUAAAUUUUUUAAAAGACAAAACCCCUAAAAACCAAAAAAUAUAUAAGUUUUUAGGCCUUAAGGACACUAUAAAGAAAAAAAAAAAUAUGUAACAACAAAAAAACAACAAUAAAGACCCUCCCAGCAGCUGCCAGAACUCAUUUGUUCUGGGGAGGGCUCUGUGAAUUCCACCGAUUCCUUGCCUUUUGGUUGGAAGAAAAGCAAUCUAUACUUUUAUAACUUCUAUAUUUUUCCUAUUUUUCUUGCCCCCUUCCCCCAGCAUUGCUGCAUAUGCCUUUAAAAUCAAAGUAGUAUUACCCUUAAAACAUGGGACUCUUAACAACCUGUAUAGCCACAUAGGAGCAGACCGUAGCAACAUUAGGUAUUGAAGGGUUCUUCCUACUGUAUCAUUGAAGCGGCUAGUCAUUGGCAAUCAUUUUAAAUCAAAAAGCUGCUGGAUAACACUCCAUCACUCAUAAUCUUUGCAAGCACUACUUACUAGUAUUUGAGCAUGUUUGUAGUCAUAAACAGAGAAAUUAUCAGUUACCAAGUUUCUACUUCUGUUGGGUCCAUGCUGCAUUUCUUGUGAAUUAUAAUGGUGCUUCUCAACUUUCAUAAUUUGCCAAUAAAUAUAUUAAAAGAUAUUUUCAUAAUGCCAACCAACAUGGUGGUCCAAUGAAAACAAGAAGAUAGAAAAAUACAAGGUGUCCUGAAAGUUUUGGUGCAGUUUUAAGCUUUAAUAUAGUGUUCUUGGGCCCUCCAUGGCACUGCAGCAGAAGUAUUUGACAGAACAUCGUUUGAAAGCUUAUUUAUAUUUUACUUUCUUAGUUUUGUAAAUUUUGAUUAAGCUUUUAAUUUUAAUCUUUUGUUGCAGUCAGGGUCUGAACUAAGACUGAAACAAGAACAAGCUUCAAUGAUACAGUAGGAGGAACCCUUCAAUACCUAAUGUUGCUACAGUCUGCUCCUACGUGGCUGUACGGGUUGUUGAGUCCCAUGUUUUAAGGGUAAUACUGCAUUGAUUUUAAAGGCAUAUGCAGCAAUGCUGGGGGAAGGGGAGAAGAAAAAUAGAAAAAACAUAAAAGUUAGGGCCGAGCCCGUGGCGCACUUGGUAGAGUGCUGCGCUGGCAGCGCGGCGACGCUCCCGCCGCGGGUUCGGAUCCUAUAUAGGACUGACCGGUGCACUCACUGGCUGAGUGCCAGUCAUGAAGAAACGACAAAAAAAAAAAAAAAAAAACAUAAAAGUUAUAUAGCUAAAAAUUAUAUAGAUUGAUUUUUUUCCAAAAUUAAAAUUAAGCUUUUAAUUUUAAUCUUUUGUUUCAGUCCCUCUUGAAGAUAGCAGACCUUGACUGCAACAAAAGAUUAAAAUUAAAAGCUUAAUCUUCAAAAUUUGCAAAACUAAGUUUCAAAGAAAUGCAAUUAACUUUCACACGAUGUUUUAUAAGUUUUUAGCAUUUAUACUUCUACAAGUAUCAAAGCUUAAAAUUGCACUAGGACUUUUCGGAUACCUUGUACUUCCAUAGAAGUGCCCUCCUCCUUUUAAAGUAGUUCUUUGCAGGGCUGUGCUCUGUUUAUCUGCUUUGAUCACCUAAAUUUCUUUUCUCUAGAUUUGGUAAAGGAAGAUAUGAAAAGCAGUAUUAAUUCACAUGUAAUAAAUUGAAAGGAAUUGGACCCUAAUAGUAUAAGGUAUCUUUUUUAUCCUACAUGUUAACCUGGCUAUAGCUGCCCCAUCUCAAGUACUACUUAAGAGGGAACUUACUUAAAUCUUAAGAACCCUUACUUCAGGCUUUAAAGGGCAGGGAGUAAAUGAUUCCAGGAGAUUCAUAACAAUGUCACCUAAAUUUGAAAUAUUACAAAAGAGUAGUGUUCUCAACUAUAUGAAAUCUCUUUCCCCUACCAUCUCAAAUGUAGUCCUGGCAAUCUUGCCUGUAAACAGAACAAAGCAUUUCUGGGCCAGGAAUACCUUCUCUCAAUAUAGCAAAGCUUCACUUUAUAUUGGGUGCUGCAGGUUCCAAAAUUUUUAAAGGACAAAAGUAAAUGACAAAUAAUGGAAUAUAAAAUAUUACAAUCUACCACCUCAAAAAAACAUUGUUUAUGGAGUUCAGAGCUUGGAGAUUGAAGUAUUGAUUGCUGUUUUAUUUUGAAAAGAAUACUACAACUUAAUGUGGUUUCAAGUAUU